Molecule: messenger RNA, 2234 nt
Organism: Leptomonas pyrrhocoris
Lineage: Eukaryota; Euglenozoa; Kinetoplastea; Trypanosomatida; Trypanosomatidae
Exons: 1
Coding region: 243-2234 (663 amino acids)
Biological process (GO): translational termination
Molecular function (GO): translation release factor activity
Source: RefSeq, a predicted model, not a curated record
GUCCAGUCACUCGGACCGCUGUGUCGGCAUCCCCUCCGCAACUGCCCAGGUGCGGUCUGUGUGCCCGGUCGCGCCCAUAUUUCCGGGUAGGUAUACGCGUCAUCCGCCAUCGCGAACGGCAAGUUUUCGUGUACGUGCGCGCCAUCACAACGGUGCUCCCACGUGCUGUGCUCCACAGCGGCAAGAAAAGAAAACGUUCGAGUGAAAGCAUUGGAGUUCUGCCAUCCCACUUUCCUUUGAGAAUGCUGCGCCGUAGUACCGCCACGUCACAGCUGCAGCUCAGCCUGGCGGCCGCCAGCGCCACGCGAUCGUGCGGGCCGGCAGCCCUCCACGGCCCCACAAGAGCCCUCUUUGACAACCUAAAGAAGCAGCUUGGUGUCGUGGCGGGCAACAGCAGCGGCAGCUCUGCAGGGGAGCCAAACGCGCCACCUGGCUUUCCGCCCGGGUUCAACGCCCAGCAGAUGCAGACGCUGCAGCAGCUCUUCAACAGCCAGCCGAAGGAAAAGCAAGCUCAGCUGAUGACGCAGGCGAUGGAGAUGCAAAAGAUGAUGAGUCGGAUCCCUGGCAUGGGGAAGAUGGCGCAGAAGAACGCCGCAAUGCUGGAGCAGAUGCUGAAGAUGCAGGGCGCUGCUCCCGCUGCGGCAGCGGCACCGGCCAGCAACGACAACAGCGGCCCGACAGCGCCGCCGUCAUCUGCGCGUCGUGAUCUCUUUCGUGAUGCCACCACCGCAACACCCAACAAACCCCGCUCUGGGCCCUCGCUGGACGAGCUAAAGAAGGUGAACCUCGGGCCUGAAAUCGAGGCCCUGUUCGACGAACUCCGCACCACUCGUCAGCGCAAGAACGAAUACCGUGAUAAGUACCACGCGGCGCAAUCCUCCCUGGACGAGCUGCGCAAGGCGCACAACGACCUCGCCGCACGAGAGACGAACGUGCGUGGUAAGCUGGCAAAGGCAGAGCAGGAUGUCAUGCUCCUGACUUCUGAGAACAUGGAACUGCGCGACAGCAGCAAGGCAGUGAAGCAGCUCACCCACACGAACCGGCAGCUGAAGCACGAGGUGGACCAGUUGAGGUCGGCCGCGCAGGCGAGCGCCGCACCCGGCACAGCCUCCUACGCCGCCCUCAAGCAGCGGCACCGCGCUACUGAGGACGCCCUACGGUCGCUGCAGCGCAAAGUUGAUCGCAUGCGCCGUCGCGAUCCGCUGUUGCAGUUCUCACUGGCCUGCAGUGAUGUCAGUCGUCUGUGCACGUCGAUUCGCGCAGACGACCACUUCAGCAGUAGUGGUGGUGGUGGUGAGAGUAGUGCCGCUGCUGGUGGCGGUGGAGGUAGUAGCAAUGCGAAGGAAGCGCUUGGUGAGGCAGGACAGGAGGCGGCGGAGCAGGCCUUUGCGGAUCUGCAGCGCAUCUACCUCCAGCGACUGCAGGAGGCGUGGACGGCAGCGGGGCACGAGCACGGCGCUGCUGCACGCGCGUACGUGGCGGUCGUGCGGCGGUACGUCAUGACCCGCGUUCCGCACGCCAACUACGACGCCGUGGUGUCCUUCACGGGUGAUGUGGCGGCCCUGCGCGCGGUGUUCACGGGCGUCGGAUUUACUGUGGAGUCCAUCCCAGGUGACGGCAACAGGGUGCACGUGGUGGCGGCGGCCGGAGCGGCGCCGUGGACAGAUAUGCCUGGUCCGUACGGGUACGCGUUUGCGCUCCGCCUGUCAGCCGCUGGUGAUCCGCCAAACAGCAGCAGCAGCAGUAGCGGGACUGGGGGGAGGGCCGCGUUUACCGUGACGAGCGCGCAUCCCUUCGUCUCUGCCACGCUGAUGCACAACGACAAGCGCUGCGGCGUGCAGUACGAGACGGCCCGCGCCAGCGGCCCUGGCGGGCAGGCGACGAACGUUAGCGAGACGCAGGUCUACGCGAAGUGCAGCAUCGACGGUGUGCCAGCCUUCACCGCCGAGUCGCAGGACUCGCGCAGCGCCAUGAGCAACAAGGAGGCGGCGCUUGAGAAGCUGCGUCAGCAGCGCCGGCAGCAGUACAACGACACGCUGGCGAAGCAGGAGAAGGCAGAGGCGGUGCAAGCGCAGUUGGUCGAGGCCGUGCGUGGACAGGGCGGGCUGACGAUGGAUGAGGAGGUGCUGCGGCUGGUGCAGGAGGCCGCGGCGGCGAGGCAAAUCACCGCAGGGGACGCGGCGCUGGUGACGAUGAUGCGGGAGCUGAGCCGCAGUGCCGCGUCGACAAUUUAA